Striga asiatica is the source of this 891-nucleotide messenger RNA. NCBI's taxonomy places the organism in Eukaryota, Viridiplantae, Streptophyta, Magnoliopsida, Lamiales, Orobanchaceae. The record is from the annotation of a GenBank genome assembly.
AUGAAGUGGCCGGAGGGACGAAGAAGAGCUCUGGCGUGGCUGCCGUUGAAGGCGGUGGAAGCCUGUGAGCACCGAGACCAGAGGCGUGGUUGCCGGUGGCGGAUUCAUCGUGGUGGCGCAGCAAAACUCCGGCAUGAGGUUGAAGGAGCAGGCGGGAUGAUACGGUCGUCUUCUCCGGCGGGUGUGCACUACGACGUAACACGCGUCAGAAACCGCGGUUGCCGGAGAAACCGGAAUCCGUCAGAGGAAGUUGAGGUCAGCGGCGUUGUGGCCGGACGCAGGAUGGAAGUCGGAUGGCGAUGUGAGGCCGAGCCAAUGGAGGCACUGGAAGAGGAAUUGCAAGAAAUAUCUUGCAAGCCUGAAGUGUUCAGGUAUGGUUAUGUAUACCUUUUAAGGUAUAGAUCUGAAGUCUUUGAAAAGUUCACAGAAUUUAGAUGUGAGAUGGAGAAACAAAGUGCACUUCGAUUAGAUCGAGGAGAUGAAUAUUUGAACACUGAGUUUCUCGAUUAUCUAAAGGAGAAUGAGAUUUUCUCGCAGUGGACUCCUCCUGGUUUUCCACAGAACAAAGAGGGACUCCUUUUGGAUAAUGAUCCAAUAAGCUAUGAAAAGGCAAUGUUGGACAUUGACUCUAUUAAAUGGCAAGAAGCUAUGCAGUUUGAAAUGGAUUCCAUGUACUCAAACAAGGUCGUCAUCCAUGUACACGUCCUCAAAACUUUCUGGAUCCAACAACAUGGCACCGGAAAUGAGCUCAAUAUCAUCAAUAAUCAUAACAUUCCAGUCCUGGUCGUCUCCCACGCGUUAAAGCAAUGGCUCACGGGCACUGGAAUGGCUCAGUCCUUACGUCUCACACGCCCUUAUGCAAUGUCUCACGGGACACUGAGCAUAACAUAA